Molecule: messenger RNA, 2541 nt
Organism: Columba livia (rock pigeon)
Lineage: Eukaryota; Metazoa; Chordata; Aves; Columbiformes; Columbidae
Gene: TMEM139
Product: transmembrane protein 139
Exons: 4
Coding region: 384-1136 (250 amino acids)
Source: RefSeq, a predicted model, not a curated record
ACGUGAUGUGGGCUGGGCCAGCAGUCCAUCCCGCUUUGUGAGGCAAAGAUCAAGAUUCCUCUGCUACGUGGGGAGGAGAACGCAAUUUUCAGGGCAGAGUUUCUCUCCUUAAAGUAAAGCAGACCAAACAGAUCUGACACAGUUUCAAAAGAAGUCUUCAGUGCCUCCAUACAAGAAAAAAAGAGGAAAGGAGAGUUUUGCUGGUGUCCCAUCCUCAGGUCAGAAGGGGAAGUAGCAGGCAUGAAAGAGCUUGCAUAUUUUUCCUUCUGAUGAAGAGAGAAGCUAAAACAUGACUACUUCUACCUACCAAAACCUCUCUCUGAUGUCUGUCCCCUUAACUGCUCAUCUGUUCUCAACUGUUUGCUACUACCACCUAUACCACCAUGUGGUUAGAAACGCAGUGGAAGAACAUUCGCCAAGCCUUGUUGCUUCUUUUCACUGCUGCUCUUCUCAUUGGGGUCACCAUGCUGGCCAUUACUUCUAACAUCAACCCAGUAGGCUAUUUCUUCCUAGGAGUAGGAGGAGUGUGCCUGGUUGGGUAUUUGCUGAGUGUGGUUGUCGAGUGUUACCUGAAGAAUUAUCGCCGACAUGACACAAAUGAGAUACCUCCAAGCAGACAAAGCCAAGCAGGGGUGAAUGCUGCCUAUGAAGCACCCACCUAUGAGGAAGUGAUGACUAUGUCAGCUCCAGCAAUAUGGACAAUUGCAUCCAAUCCAAGCUUAGUGCCCUCACCACUGAAUGAGCCUCCUCCUUACAACAUUGUUAUUGAAUCAUCUGCCCAAGAAGAUAUCAUGGUGGAGGCUCUCAGGGUGUCAGUGCCAACAGGCACAAGUGGGACCUCUGAGACGGACAUAGGUUCCAGGAUGCAGCUGCAGCUGGUGCUGCCCCCAAGGCUGCAACGGUUUGUUUCAGACAUCCAUGAAGUAAAAGGUAUUGAACAACGGUUUGAGCCACUGGAGCCACUCACUCCACCACCGGCUUAUGAGAGUGCCAUUAACAAUGAUGUCUUUGAAGAUACUUUCCAGCCCUCCAUAUUAUCAUUAAUUUCGCCUUCCAUGAAUGAAGAACCAAACCCUCACCCCAAUACAGGGUGCUCCUGGAGGGAAGGUGAAAGUGCUGAUAUUUUUCAUGCCUGAAACUGUAAAACUCUGUCUCACCAUUAUUCAAACCAGAGCUGAACUACAGACAAAGCUUCUGAUCUCACAAGAACCUUUUUGCACAAAAUAUAAAUUGAUGUAAUACCACAAUGCUUUGUCUAGGCAGAUCUGUAAAAAUACUGUGAGGAAAGUUGUGUUACAUACAGCAACAAUUCUCAAACUGGAGAUACACCUUUGUGAGGGAGGAGAGUGAAUCAUGAGAAGAGACAAGGUUUCCAAAAGACCUCUGAAGAAGGACUGUAGGAUGCAGUGAGGAGAAACUGCCUUGGAAAAAGAAGCAAUAGGAACUGCACUGAGUAGAUUCUGCCUGUGUGUUACAAACAGCAACGUUGCUGAGAGCUGUGUGACCAUCAGCCACCCUAAAAUUCUGACUGAGAGACUGAGGCUGUAAUUCCCCAUGUUGCUGUUUCACAGGAACACAAACUUAUGGCCUGUGCUAUUUGUUGCUAUCCCUCUGCUGCACCCGCUCCAUGUCCUCGGCUGUGCUGCCAUGGAGUGUGGCUGAGGGUGGCUGUCCUCAUUUGGGACCCAGCACCACCCGAUAUCUGUCACUUGGCAUUGCAAAGCUGAUGGCAAGCACAGCACCGUGAAACUACUGCUGUUGUUAACACAGUUAUCAUCCCACACAGCCUGCAAUGGUGGGCAAGAGGGACAAAAUAGCAGUUUUACUUCUGCAAGAGAGUCUGGCAGUAGAAUACAUGUACAUAUACAUAUACACAUACACAUAUAUGUAUCCUUCACUAGGACCACCAGUCUUAGCAGCUCUACAGGAGGGUGUAUUUCUUGGCUGUACUACAGCCCCAAACAGAUCACUUGAGAUAUUUCAUUGUCAUCAUGGCAAACAUUUGCACAGAAAGGUCAGUGCUCCUCUAGCUCUCUGUAAUGACAUCAUGCAUGGAGGCUUCUCUCUGGACUCUGGAAAGUGCCGGUCUGACAGCAGAGGACACAGCUAUAGCGGAGAGCACAUAAAGAUAGCAGUUCCAAGACACACAUGGUUUGCAUCAUGACAGCUCUAGGUUGCAUCCAGGUUAUAGCUCUCACUGAUCAGUGACGGUGUGUGCUUUUUUAAAACGGGUGAGUUAAACUGAUGGGCUCUGCAGCAUUAAAGUGGUCUGCAGUAUGCAAAUAAACAUUCGUGGCUGGCAAAUUUCCAAAUCAAAACAAACAAACAAACAAAAAAUGGUGGUCCAAAUCUCCUGUGAAGGAGAGGAGUAAUCAUAACAGCCUUGUCACAUACAAUUACAUCAUUUUUUAUUCAUGUGAAGAACCAUCAAACCACACACUAGAAGCAAAUAAAUUAUUUCUUAUUGCUUGAUUCUUUAUACUUCAAAGAAAAAAAUACUUUUAAUGUUGUUUCUAAAUAAAUGGGACCGCAUUAAAAAUA